This is a messenger RNA of Sorex araneus (European shrew), 501 nucleotides long. It is a transcript of the gene IL17F, whose product is annotated as interleukin 17F. Gene Ontology annotation, biological process: inflammatory response. Gene Ontology annotation, cellular component: extracellular region. The record is from RefSeq and is a predicted model, not a curated record. Gene Ontology annotation, molecular function: cytokine activity. NCBI's taxonomy places the organism in Eukaryota, Metazoa, Chordata, Mammalia, Eulipotyphla, Soricidae. The transcript has 3 exons. Bases 1 to 501 code for a protein of 166 amino acids.
AUGGCCUUCCUACGUGAGACAGUCUUGGUCAAGACCUUGAUGCUGCUGAUGUUCGGGCUCGCCAUCCUGAGGCUGGUGGCAGCAAGGAAAAAAAUCAAAGCGGGAGGAGCCGCUCUUUGCCCUCCUCUGCAGGACCACAGCGUGCGGGUCAACAUUAGCAUCCUCGGCCAAAGACAGGGUGUUCCUGUUCUCUCUCAGAACUUUCAGAACCGCUCUAUCUCCCCCUGGGAUUAUAAUGUUACCUGGGACCCCCACCGGAUUCCCUCCUCAAUUGCAGAGGCCCGAUGCAGAUACCUGGGCUGCCUCAAUGCUGAAGGGCAGGAAGACAGCUCCAUGAACUCCGUUCCCAUCAAGCAGGAGUUUCUGGUCCUCCGGGGGGACCCUAAAGGCUGCUCCCGCUCCUUCCAGCUGGAGAGAGUGUGGGUGACGGUGGGAUGCACCUGUGUCACCCCCAUCGUCCACCAAGUGCAAGGCCCCACAGCAGCACAUCGACUCAGCUGA